Gekko japonicus is the source of this 2439-nucleotide messenger RNA. It is a transcript of the gene DEF8, whose product is annotated as differentially expressed in FDCP 8 homolog (mouse). The coding region runs from base 29 to 1384 and encodes 451 amino acids. The transcript has 12 exons. Lineage: Eukaryota; Metazoa; Chordata; Lepidosauria; Squamata; Gekkonidae. The record is from RefSeq and is a predicted model, not a curated record.
CGAUGGGCAGGCAGCAGGUUGGACUGAUAUGGAAUAUGACAAGAAGUUGGCCCGUUUCCGAAAGGGCCACCUCAACCCGUUCGACAAGGCCCCGCUGCAAAGCCAGCAUGAGCAGAAGACCGGGGGAGCUACCGAGGAGUUUCCACGAAAAGACUUGAACAUGGAGCUGUCCUCAGAGGAAGCUGAAUUCCAGUGCUCAGAGCGGACGAUGGACUUGGGGCUGGCUGAGGACCACUUCUCACGCCCAGUGGGGCUCUUCUUGGCCUCAGAUAUUGAGCAGCUGCGGCAGGCGAUCGAGGAGUGCAAGCAGCGGAUCCUGGAGCUGCCGGAUAACUCAGAGAAGCAAAAGGACGCCGUGGUGCGGCUCAUUCACCUGCGCCUCAAACUUCAGGAGCUGAAGGACCCGAGUGAGGAGGAGCCGAACAUCCGUGUGAUCCUGGAGCAUCGCUUCCACAAGGAGAAGAGCAAGAGCGUGAAGCAGACCUGUGACAAGUGCAGCACCAUCAUCUGGGGCCUCCUCCAGACCUGGUACACCUGCACAGGGUGUUCCUAUCGCUGCCACAGCAAGUGCCUGAACCUCAUCUCCAAGCCCUGCGUGCGCUCCAAGGUCAGCCACCAGGCUGAAUACGAGCUCAGCAUCUGCCCGGAGACGGGGCUGGACAGCCAGGAUUAUCGCUGCGCCGAGUGCCGAGCUCCCAUCUCUCUCCGGGGAGUCCCGAGCGAGGCCCGGCAGUGCGACUACACCGGCCUCUACUACUGCAGCAACUGCCACUGGAAUGACCAGGCUGUCAUCCCGGCCAGGGUCAUCCACAACUGGGACUUUGAGGCCCGCAAGGUGUCUCGGUGCAGCAUGCGUUACCUGGCGCUGAUGGUGUCCCGUCCGGUACUCAAACUGCGCGAGAUCAACCCGCUCCUCUUCAACUAUGUCGAGGAGCUCUUGGAGAUCCGGAAACUGCGCCAGGAUAUCCUGCUCAUGAAGCCCUAUCUCAUCACCUGCAAGGAGGCCAUGGAGGCCCGCCUGCUGCUCCAGCUGCAGGAUCGGCAGCACUUUGUGGAGAAUGAUGAGAUGUACUCUCUGCAAGACCUGAUGGACGUCAACGCCGGGCGCCUCAGCUGCUCCCUGACGGAGAUUCACACACUCUUUGCCAAGCACAUCAAAUUGGACUGCGAGCGGUGCCAAGCCAAGGGCUUUGUGUGCGAGCUCUGCAAGGAAGGGGACGUACUCUUCCCCUUCGACAGCCACACCUCGAUGUGCAUGGACUGCUCUGCUGUCUUCCACAGGGACUGCUAUUAUGACAACUCCACCACCUGCCCCAAGUGUGCCCGGCUGAAUCUGAGAAAGCAGUCGCUGCUCAGGGAUCCCAGCAUGGAGCUGCAGGCAUAGGGAGAUACUUUCUGCCUUCCCUUGGCUGGAGAAGGGCCGCACUGGGGGACGUGGUUUCACACGCUGCUGCCCAGGAAGAGUUCAGCCCAGAUGGGCAGGGAGGCCCAAGCUUUGCACAAGAGUGCAGCCAGAAACGUUUUGUCCAAAGCUGGAAAACGACACGACCGGGUGGCUUCAGUCCAAGACUCUCCUCCAGUGGAGGGGCAAUCAAGAGUGCAUUUAUCCUGCACGCACUGAUGUUUGCAGACUUUCCCUGCCUGGAAUCUUGAGGCUGAGAGAUCAGCUCCCCUAUGGGUCUUGGCCCUGAGUGGGAGGAGGACGUGCCACGUCGGUCCAAGGAUUACUCCUGGUAUGCAGGGAGCAGUCCUGGAGAAAGGACAGCUUGUCUGUGCUGUGAAGGAGUUCUUCGGUGCACCGUAACAUCGGCACGCUCUGCUGGUGUUCAGCAGCAAGAACAUCUGGGGGGCAUACAAACCCCAAGGGGGAGAUGCCUCCACUGAGGACGGCGUGUUCUUGCGGAAGGUGAACUCGAUGGGCUUGGCUCAAGGGACCACUGGAUGUCUAGAAGACAUUUCCCACUGACGUGGGUCCUCUGUGUUUCUCUGUCAGAGGUGGGGAGAGAAGCCAGAGGUGUUCCCUCCUCCUUCUUCUUCAUUGCCACUGUGGGUAGUAGCAAAUCCAAAGGCUGACUGGAUUGUAAAGUUGGGACAGCCCUUGUCACUCAUGACAGGAAUAAUUUAUCACGAGCACUAAAAUCACUUUAAAUAAAGUCGUGUUCAAUCUUGCUGGGCUGCUCUGGUUUUGAGCAGGCCUGCCUUCUUGCUUGCCAGUUUCCGGCUAGAGGUGACGUCUCUCCUCUUCUCACUUCCCCAACAGAGCUUUUGUGUUGCGUCCACUUCUGGCUGCUACUAGUAACUCUUGUGAAGGAACAGACUGGCAAGCCUGGAAGGUCAAAAGACUCCACGGCUUUUCCCGGUCUCCACCUGCUAAUGCUGUCCCUUCCCCUCACUACCCUAGAGACCCAAAAAUAAACUGUCACCAGUGACUCAGUCUCU